This is a messenger RNA of Vigna angularis (adzuki bean), 1961 nucleotides long. RefSeq lists its product as uncharacterized. The transcript is spliced from 2 exons. The record is from RefSeq and is a predicted model, not a curated record. Bases 211 to 1779 code for a protein of 522 amino acids. Gene Ontology annotation, biological process: positive regulation of growth. NCBI's taxonomy places the organism in Eukaryota, Viridiplantae, Streptophyta, Magnoliopsida, Fabales, Fabaceae.
UUAUCCUUUUCUGGUACCUCUAGCAUCCAUUCAUUAUGGUUUUAGCUGCGUUAUGUUCCACUGUUAUCCUUGGCGAGGUUCAGUUUCAGUUUCAGUUUCAGUUUUUUCUAAUUGAACUCAAUGCUGCUUCGGACCUGUUGAGGUCUAAACAGGACAGGGGUGUUUGUUGAUCGUUGAGGGUGCUAAUUAGGAUAACGUGGCCAUUGAGCUAUGGUGGGUGAAGCAGUGAAUGGGAGAUGGCUUAGUGGUCUGUUGCCAGUUUCACGCAAGAGCGUAUCAGAUAGUAAGGAAGUGAUUGGGAUUUUGGCGUUUGAAGUUGCUGGUUUGAUGUCUAAGGUGGUUAGUUUAUGGCAUUCUUUGAGUAGCAGGGAGAUAAUGAUUACGAAGGAAUGGAUAGUGAAAUCGGUUGGGGUCAAAAUGCUAGUGUCUGAUGAUGAAGACUUCUUGAUGGAACUGGCAUUGAGUGAGAUACUCAAUAAUUUUGAGUCUCUAGCUUGGUCUGUAGCCAGGUUGAGUAAGAGGUGCAAGGAUCCAGUGUAUCAUGGUUAUGAACAUUUUCUUCUCAACCCUGUUCAAAAUUAUGUUCAAUGGUCUGGGUGGGAAUAUGCAUGGAAAAAGAUGGAGAGGAAGGUGAAGAAAAUGGAUAGAUUUGUUGGUGCUAUGUCACUGCUGUCACAAGAGCUUGAGGUACUAGCUGAGAGAGAACAGACUUUCAGAAGAAUGAAAACGAAUCGCCAGCUUCAUGGGGUGAAACUGCUUGAGUUUCACAAGAGGGUCAUGUGGCAGCGACAGCAAGUGAAAACUCUGAGAGACAUGUCACCGUGGAACAGAAGUCAUGACUAUGUGGUCCGGUUAUUGGCAAGAUCUUUGUUCACAAUUCUUGAGAGAAUCAUCCUUGUCUUUGGAAAUAGUCCUAUACCUAUUGAAAACCAGGAAAAUGAAUCCCUUUCUCCCUCUGUGAAUCAUCUUACUCGCAGACAUUCCUUCUCUUCUCUUAAGCAUUCUUCUAAGAUUGAUUCACGUGGAUUCAGUUCACAACGUUUUGAGAGCAAGCAAGGGUUUGUAGAGGAGAAAACCAAGAGCAAGAGAAAGAAGAAAAAGCAACAAGUGCUUCAUUCAGAAAGCAAGCAGUUCAAAAAUUUUGGGCCAUUCAUAGGUUGCACGUCAGUUGGAAAUAAUUCUCCUGUGGCACAAACUUGUAUGCCAAGUAAUGUGAAGAACAUUCAGAAGAUAGUGGAUAAAAAAUCUCUGACAUGCAGAAGAAGAAUUUAUUUUAAGCUAUAUAUGAAGGAUCGGUUAAAGGCAGGAGAAUCUACCCUUGGCUAUGCAGCUUUAGCUCUACAUUAUGCAAAUGUGAUUGUACUAAUAGAGAAGAUGGUAUCAGCAGCUCACCUCAUAGAUCAUGAAACAAGAGAUGAUUUGUAUGACAUGUUACCAAGCACUAUAAGAAGCGGUCUGAGGGGUAAGCUUAAGUGGUAUGGAAAGAGCACGCGUGCCUCUGUCGAUGAAACUAGUCUUGCAAUGGAAUGGAGUUUGGUGCUUUCACACAUAUUGGAAUGGUUGGCCCCUCUGGCACACAACAUGAUAAAGUGGCAUUCUGAGAGAAAUUUUGAGAGGGAGCAAUCUGCUUGCAAAGCAAACAUUUUGCUUGUUCAAACUCUUUACUUUGCAGACCAAGCAAAAGCUGAAGCUGCAAUGGUUGAACUCCUUGUUGGUCUUCACUAUGUGUGCAGGAUUAAUAGAAAGGCUCGCAUGAGAAAGAAUGAGUACAAUAAAUGAUUUUAGGCCACAGAACAUUGUCAGUGUUCAUGUUACCAAUUGUGUACAGUUAUCAUUUUCUAAUGUAGCCUUUUCCCAAAAGUAUCAUAACACUUUUAAUGUAUCAAUACGCAGAGAAUCACAUCAAGCUGAUUCUGAGUUGCAUUUUGGUUCUUUGGUUUUACAUAUUCCUAAAACUCAUU